Molecule: messenger RNA, 2475 nt
Organism: Cuscuta europaea
Lineage: Eukaryota; Viridiplantae; Streptophyta; Magnoliopsida; Solanales; Convolvulaceae
Source: the annotation of a GenBank genome assembly
UGGCGAAUUGGUGUUGAAUCUUAUCUCCCUAACAGCAAUUCUGCAGAGUUUAUGUUGCUCCGUAAUCGUUAUAUGUCCUUAGACCUCACGAAGGCGAAUCUGACGCCCCUGACCCUUAUUGAACCCUUCGGAACUGCCUCAGAAGUAGAAGAACAAGAAAAGUCAAGACCCGCACUUCGAUCCCACCGCACGUCGCGUAGACGAAGAUCUUCCAAAGUCGAUCACUCCCCAUCCCAUCUCUCCACGAUCCACAAUUGUAACUAACAUUGACGGAGAACCCAGAAUAUCCCCCCUAGCUAACUUCUCCGGAAAAAGAACUCCAACUUUGAUACAUUUCAUCUCAGAUUGUAGAGUUAUCAGCUUUUGAUUGGUGCUGGGAGGAUGAUGAACACAUCUGGGACUAAUGGUUUGUUGGCGUUAUCGUCUACUUCGGGCAAUAACACGCAAUCCCCUGGUCUGAAGACGCAUUUCAAGACUCCAGAGGGGAGGUAUAAGCUUCAGUAUGAGAAAACUUACCCCGCUGGCCUUCUUCACUAUGGCCAUGGCAAGACCGUUACUCAGGUAACCCUAGCUCAUCUCAAAGACAAGCCAAUGCAGACACAAUCACAGUUAUCAACUUCUGGGACAAACAGUAGUGUUAGGUCUGCAGCAGCAAGGUUGUUAUUGGGUGGUGGAAAUGGGAGUAAGGCACUUAGUUUUAGUGGCUCUAAUGGCGGAAGUAAGUCCGUUAGUGGGAUGAGUACUAGAAUUGGAUCAUUAGGUGCUUCAAGCUCAAAUCAGUGUGUAGGUAAUUCAAAUUUUGAUGGUAAGGGAGAUUACUUGGUGUUCAACGUUGGUGAUGCAGUAUUUAUCUCUGACUUGAACUCUCGUGAUAAGGAGCCUAUAAAGUCGAUACAUUUUAGUAAUUCAAACCCCAUCUGCCAUGCUUUUGAUCCAGAAGCUAAGGAUGGUCAUGAUCUCCUUAUUGGUUUAACAUCUGGGGAUGUUUAUUUAGUGUCUUUGAGGCAGCAAUUGCAAGACAUCGGAAAGAAGCUUGUUGGAGCACAACAUUUUAACAAAGAUGGCUCUGUUAACAACACCCGUUGUACUAGUAUUGCAUGGGUGCCUAAUGGUGAUGGAGCUUUUGUUGUUUCUCAUGCGGAUGGAAGCUUUUAUGUCUAUGACAAGAGUAAGGAUAGUUCAAGUGAUCCUUCAUUUCCAGUUAUUAAGGACCAUACCCAAUUUUCAGUGGCACAUUCACGCCACAGUAAGAAUCCUGUUGCCAGGUGGCAUAUUUUUCAAGGUGCAAUAAAUAGCAUUGCUUUCUCAACAGAUGGGACCUAUAUUGCAACUGUAGGGAGAGAUGGCUACUUACGAGUAUUCGACUACAGAGGUGAACAACUUGUAUGUGGUGGGAAAAGCUAUUAUGGUGCACUAUUAUGUUGUGCUUGGAGCAUGGAUAGUAAAUAUAUAUUAACGGGAGGAGAGGAUGACUUAGUUCAAGUUUGGAGUAUGGAUGAGCGGAAGGUUGUAGCAUGGGGAGAGGGGCACAACUCAUGGGUGAGUGGCGUGGCCUUUGAUUCUUAUUGGUCAGCACCUAAUUCAGAUUGCUCAGGCGAAAAUGUUGUCUACCGGUUUGGUUCUGUUGGCCAGGAUACACGAUUGCUUCUAUGGGAUUUGGAAAUGGAUGAGAUUGUGGUCCCAAUUCGACGCCCUUCCAGCGGAUCACCAACGCUCAGUACAGGGAGCCAGUCUGCCCACUGGGACAUGGCAGGUCCUGUGGGAUGCUUACAACCCGCUCCAAGCAUGCGUGACGUCCCGAAGCUGUCACCUUUGGUUGCCCACCAUGCUCACACCGAACCGCUAUCCAGUUUGUUAUUCACGCAAGAAUCUGUGAUUUCCAUUUGCAGAGAAGGGCACAUUAAGGUUUGGAGGAGACCGGGAUUUGGUGAAAGCCCGACAAGCAACUCCGCCGCAGAUGCUUUAUUAUUGAAGGAAAAACAACAACCAGUUUCAAGUAAGGUGGGUAGUUUGAAUGUCAAACAGUAGCCAUAUGGAUGGAUGGAUGAUGACAUCACUCGCUGUGUUAAUCUGAAUGGAUGGUAUCCAGGCCCCCCCUUGUAUUACAUACAUUUCAGGGACACACGCCAUAGUUCAGAAGAGAAGUGGGUCCAACCCAACCCCCUUGUAAUUAUGAGAAGGGUUAUAAAAAGGAGUAAAGUGUUUCGAUGAGCGGCGGCGGCGGCAUGGGGAAAAUAAUUACUCAUAAUAAUUUAGGUACUAGGACACACUCUUUAUGUAGUUAGAUAAUCUGGAUUUUAAUAUUAAGCUCUGGCUACACGAUUAUUAGCAAACAGAAUUUUGCUUCGGGUUUUGCAUUAUUAGGUACCAUAGUAUCAUAUGUUCUUUUUUCCCUUUUAAUAUGGUCAUAUAAUAAAACAUACAGAUGCCAUUCAUGAUUAUAUUUUUGAUCGGUGUAUUUUUUUAGUUAGUAUA